Brenthis ino (lesser marbled fritillary) is the source of this 690-nucleotide messenger RNA. The record is from the annotation of a GenBank genome assembly. NCBI's taxonomy places the organism in Eukaryota, Metazoa, Arthropoda, Insecta, Lepidoptera, Nymphalidae.
AUGCAAAAUAGGAAUUGGUGGAGUUGCUUUCCUAAAACGUCUUUAAAUGUUAACAGACAAUUACAUUGUAGCAUAGCUUUUCAAAAUCCACGAAAUCCGCCUAAAUCAAGUAGUCAAACUUCACCAGCUAUUGCAAGUAAAUAUCAAGUUAUAACAGAAACGAAUGCAUCAGUGAUUGAACACACGGCUGAUGAAAUUUAUAUGGAUGAAAAAUAUCCUAUCUUGAGCGAUGAAUUUGACGGAAUUAAUUUAGAACGCGGUAAAACUGGGGUGUUUGAAGUUGAAGACCUUGUUGACCUAUUACAAAGGGAGAAUUCAAAAGACAUAUUUGUAGCUGCUGUAUCAAAAGAUAUAAAUUAUGUAGAGUAUAUUUGUGUAGUAAGUGCCAGAAGUAAAAGACAUCUCCUGGCUUUGGCAGAAUUUGUAAGAAAGGUAUAUAAAAAAAAAUGUCAUAAAACUGAUCAUAUACCAAGAAUUGAAGGAAAAAAUUCUGAAGAAUGGAUGGCAUUAGAUUUAGGUAACAUAGCACUACAUAUUUUCUCAGACAAGACUCGUAAGAUAUAUGAUUUGGAAACCUUAUGGGCAGUAGGUCCAGAAUAUGAUGAAAAGGCUAAUAAUAAGGACAGUGGUGAUGUUAUAGAUAUGUUAGAAAAUUAUAGUGCUUAUCUAAAAGAUCUUAAGCCUUUAGGU